AGAAUGAUGCUGCAAAAUGUCCAAGACGGCUGGCUGCCCGCUCGCCUCGCCGGGAGGGCCCUGAGGUGGCUGUGGUUGAAGAACAAGCCCGUCACCAUAACUGUCGUGUUGGUGGUUGGUGUGAUUAAGAUACGGAAAUACAUGAAGAAGCAAGAAAGGAGGAAGAAAUGGAACAACGCGGGCAAGGAUGUGGUGGUUCUUCACAUCCCUUCCCGAGGCUUCUAUUGCCCGAGUCUGUCCCCCUUCGUCGUCAAACUCGAGACCUACGUCAGGAUGGCGGAGAUCCCUCAUGUGAUCGACCACGAGGAGCCCAUGGGACCCAAGGGCAAGACGCCCUGGAUCACCCUCAACGGCGAAGACAUGGGCGACUCGCAGAUGAUCAUUGAGAAGCUCGCGGCCAAGUUCGGAAAGGAGUUCGAUACUCACCUUUCGCAGGAGGAGAAGGCCGUGGCUCAUUCCCUGCGCAUCAUGGUGGACGAGUACUUUGUCUGGUGCCUCGGUGUCUAUCGCUAUGGCCAGGAGCGCGGUCGCCACUUGGCCUUGAACGCGUCCGUCCCUUGGUUUUACCGACCUGUAUUGGCCAUGUACUUUAAGAGGUAUUUGGAGGCCGCUAAGACUCAAGGCAUAGGGCGACACAACUACAGGGAUAUAGAAGAGAUGGGGAGGAAGAGUCUUCAGUCCCUGUCGGCUUGGCUUGGUGAGAAACCCUUCAUGAUGGGCGCCAAUCCAACAGAUCUGGACUGCAGUGUCUUCGGCAUGCUUGCGUUUGACGUGUUCUGUCCUCCCCUGUCGCCCUUCAAGAGGAUGCUCGAGAAGGACUACAGAAACCUCCACGCCUACUGCCACCGCAUGAAGGAGAAAUUCUGGCCAGACUGGGAUAAGUGCCUCGACCCGCAUCGUCACUGAAAAGCAGGGUGUCAUGUGCAUUUGGGUGGGGAAAGGGAGAUGCAACAGUUAUGCAACAAAUGUAGUUAGAUCAU
Penaeus chinensis is the source of this 980-nucleotide messenger RNA. Its product is annotated as failed axon connections homolog. Gene Ontology annotation, cellular component: cytoplasm. The record is from RefSeq and is a predicted model, not a curated record. The transcript has 6 exons. Lineage: Eukaryota; Metazoa; Arthropoda; Malacostraca; Decapoda; Penaeidae. Bases 4 to 906 code for a protein of 300 amino acids.